AUAAAAAUCCCCCCCAAGGCCUAAGCUGUCGUUGUUUCGUUUUGUUUACCGCAAAACGAAUAGCCAUCUAGGUCUUGUGUUCGAUCUGCCGUGUUCUAGGUCAAGAAAAUUGAGAGCAGUUCGAACCAUGUCUACGGAUUUCUCUUUCGAGCCUCCAGAGAUCAGCAUAUUGCCUCUUGAUAACUCCAAUUUUGAAGCUAAAAAGAGUUUGAGUGAGUCUGAAAAUGAUUAUGUCCGCGAAUCGCCUUGCAAAAAAACGAAGGUUGACGCAGAAAAUACUGAUAGCGACUCCGAGCAUGAUUCGCUUGACGAUACAGAUUCGGAGUCAGAUGAGCACCCUGUUUAUAAGGAUAGGGAAUCCGAAUGUUUUGACAUUCAUGAACCAAAAGUGAUUUACUUUUCGAGGCUGUAUCCUUUCAAUUUACUACAUGAAAAGAACAAGCAGAGGAUGGAGUUUUGGGCCAAUUAUGCUAUAUUUAUCAUGAAUGAACAGAUCUUUGUCAAUCAGGAUCCGUCUAAGUGCCUCCAACUAAAGGAAGUAGUGCGGGUUGCUACAACUCCAGACCCCUGCCGUGCAAUAUUCAUGACAUUCCAAGCUGAAGAUAGGAAUGGAGUGGUGUUCACCUAUGAAGCUAAAAUGCAAGACUUAAUAUUAGAAUAUCUCAUGCAGGUUGAGUUUUGCAGAGAACGUGGAUCUGACAAAAAAGUUAUUCCGAGAUGGAUGAUGUAUAAUUAUGAUUCUGAAGAAACGAAAUACGUACAAUCAGAGGACGAUGUGAUUCAGUUCGAGGAUGUUGAACUCAAGGAGCGCUUCAAUCCCCAUUUUGAACAAAUGAAAAAAAGCAAAUCUUUACCGCUGCUUGUGUUCGCCGGCACCCUUUACCCAGUAGAUCUUAGGAAGAAAGAAGAAUUCCGAAGAGUCGAGUUUUGUGCUAAAUAUGCCUUAUUUCAUUAUACUGCAAAGGAGGAAUCAAAGCCUACCCUCCAAUUCAAGGAAAUAGUGGAUGCUAUCAAGAGUGCAACAUCACCUGCUCAAACAUACUAUAUUACUUUCAAAGCCGAAGAUACUAUGUCAAGCAACAAAGAGGUUACUUUCUAUGCUCAAGUGUUUGACCACAUGUCAAAACAUUACCUGAAGCUGGGAUUUUGCAGGGAUGCAUCUGGGAAUAGAGUUGUUCCACGUCUGCGAGAUUGGUGAUAACCAGAAUAUGUAUGGCCGGUGUUACGUACGUGUAGUGAAGAACUUGACAUGGCUAGUGUGAUCAAUGUGAUGAAUGCCUAGUAGGCUUUUUACUCUACAUUUCGUAAUUUUAAUACAUUUUUAACUGUACCAACUCAUAUGAACGUGUUUCGUGAGUAUUUUAGCUAAGACUAAAUUAUUUUAGGGUAGAAUUUGGAAAAUAUCAUGUAGUUCUUGUCAAUGUGGCAUUUGCUAUUAGAAUUAUACUGUGUUAAUUCUAGUCUGAUCUGGUUUCAACUGGGCUGGUCCAAAUCUGAUUUUAUCUAUUCUGGUUUCAACUGGGCUGGUCCAAAUCUAGUUUUAUAUAUUGUGG
Messenger RNA from Cuscuta epithymum, 1553 nucleotides. Lineage: Eukaryota; Viridiplantae; Streptophyta; Magnoliopsida; Solanales; Convolvulaceae. The record is from the annotation of a GenBank genome assembly.